CUCUUCACCUCCUGAUUCGCCUUUGGAAAGGGUAGAAGACCUACAGAACAGUAUCACAAUGUCUAUGGCCUCGGUACUCAACCCUCAGGACAUCGACAAAGCCCUUGCUGAAUGUGCCGCUGCGUUCAACCACAAGACAUUCUUCGCAACCAGCGGCCUGAGCAAGAAAUCAGAUGCCGAGCUCGCUAAAGUUUUCAACAUCCUCGACCAGGAUCAGAGUGGUUUCAUUGAAGUGGAGGAGCUGAAACUUUUCCUGCAGAAUUUUUCUUCGAAUGCAAGGAAACUGAAUGAUUCUGAGACCAAGGCGUUCCUUGAUGCUGGAGACAGUGAUCAUGAUGGCAAGAUCGGAGUUGAUGAGUUCAAGUGCAUGGUCAAAGCAUAAAGGAGCUAAAACAGAAGGCCACUCUCUCAAUGCUGAGCAGUUCAACACCUUUACUAUCAUCACACAUAGCAAGCACGUUUUUAUUUAUACAUUUUGAUACAGUUGAAUGACAUGAAUAAAUGUCUAAAUGUCGUUUCCUUUGUUGGAACUUUUUAACUGAGCAUUUUCUGUGCAGUCUAAUUGAUAUUUAUUGUUCAAUAUAUUAAUUGUGGAAAGAGCCUCAAAUCGCCAAAUUCACAAAAUAAUAAAG
Messenger RNA from Carcharodon carcharias (great white shark), 632 nucleotides. RefSeq names its product parvalbumin alpha-like. The transcript has 5 exons. Gene Ontology annotation, molecular function: calcium ion binding. Gene Ontology annotation, cellular component: nucleus; cytoplasm. The record is from RefSeq and is a predicted model, not a curated record. The coding region runs from base 59 to 382 and encodes 107 amino acids. NCBI's taxonomy places the organism in Eukaryota, Metazoa, Chordata, Chondrichthyes, Lamniformes, Lamnidae.